AAUCUAUUGAUCCAGCCAUCAGGUACGAGAGUAUUAGGACAUAAUAAGCUCCGAAUGCGAUCGACUCAUCACUCAUCACUCUUUACCUCCACCUUUGACUCAACGCACCACCACCAAUUCACAUCACAAUUCCUUCCUCUUCCUUUCAAUUUCUUUGGACGAAUCUAGAACAAACCCCACACAUUACCGCUCCUAGAAAGGGCACACAAUAUGGCCACCGAGAAGAAGAUAUUGCCCGUUGAGGGCGAGAGGAAUAUCCUCAUCACCUCCGCACUUCCCUACGUGAACAACGUACCACAUCUUGGAAACAUCGUCGGCAGUGUGCUCUCUGCAGACGUGUUUGCCCGCUACGCUCGCGCUCGAGGCUACAACACCCUCUACGUCUGUGGUACAGACGAGUACGGAACAGCGACCGAGACAAAAGCCAUUGAGGAGGGCGUCACCCCACAACAGCUGUGCGACAAGUACUAUGCCCUUCACUCGGAAGUGUACAAGUGGUUCAACAUCUCCUUCGACCACUUCGGCCGCACGCCCACAAAACAGCAAACCGAUAUCGCGCAAGACAUUUUCCUCAAGCUCUACAAGAACGGAUUCCUGGAGGAGAGGACCACAACACAGCCAUACUGCGAGACUGAGAACCACGGUUUCCUCGCAGAUCGAUUCGUCGAGGGCGAGUGCCCACUCUGCCACUACGACGAUGCUCGAGGAGAUCAGUGUGACAAGUGUGGACAUCUCCUCGACCCUCUCGAGUUGAUCAAGCCAAGAUGCAAGCUGCACAAGGAUGCCACGCCAGUGCCCAGGGAAACAAAACACGUCUUCUUGUGCUUGGACAAGCUACAGCCCCAAGAGGAGGAAUGGUUCAAGAAGGCCAGCGCGGAGGGCAAGUGGAGCUCAAACGGAACCCAGAUCACCUCUGCGUGGUUGGCAGAGGGUCUGCAUGCCCGAGGAAUCACUCGAGAUCUCAAGUGGGGAACUGCAGUGCCACUCGACGGUUACGAUGAUAAGGUCAUGUACGUGUGGUUCGACGCCUGCAUCGGCUACGUCUCUAUCACUGCGACAUAUACAGAUGAGUGGGAGAAGUGGUGGCGCAACCCCGAACAGGUCAAGUUGUACCAGUUCAUGGGCAAGGACAAUGUGCCAUUCCACACCGUCGUCUUCCCCUCCAGCCAGCUCGGAACCAAGGACAAAUGGACCAUGCUGAACACCAUCUCCACCACCGAAUACCUCAACUACGAGAAGGGCAAGUUCUCCAAAUCCCGCGGCAUCGGCGUCUUCGGCAACAACGCAAAGGAGACCGGUAUCCCCUCCGACGUCUGGCGCUACUACCUUCUUUCUCACCGCCCAGAGACCAGCGACUCCGAAUUCGAGUGGAAAGAGUUCAUCGCCGCCAACAACAACGAGCUCCUCAAGAACCUCGGCAACUUCGUCAACCGCGUUGUCAAAUUCGUGAACUCCAAAAUCUACGACUCCGUCGUGCCGGACUACACCAAGUACACCGACCCAUACUUCGAGUCGCACAAGCAGAAGGUCAACGACCUGCUAAAGAAGUUCAUCGAGGAGUCCGAGGACGUCAAGAUCCGCGCUGCCUUGUCCACCGCGCUGCACGUCUCCAGCCUGGGCAACCAACUGCUGCAGGACAACAAGAUCGACAACCGUCUCGCGACCGAGGAGCCGGAGAAGUGCGCCGCUGUCGUCGGAACCGCCCUCUCGCACAUCCAUCUCCUCGCCUCCCUCAUCCAGCCCUACAUGCCCGACACCACGGCCUCCAUUCUCGAGCAGCUCAACGCCGAGUUCCUCAUCAUCCCGGACACCUGGGAGGCCAAGUCGAUCCCCGUCGGCCACACCCUCGGCAAGGCCGCCUACCUCUUCUCGCAGAUCAAGCCAGAGCGCGAACAGGAGUGGCGCGAGCAAUUCGGCGGUGCGGAGGCCCGCAAGGCAAAGGAAGAAAAGGCCGCAAAGGCCGCCGCCAAGAAGGCAGAGCAAGCCCGCAAGAAGGCGGCCCGCGCGGCGAGGAAAGACAAGGAGAACGAGGUGGUCGGCGCUGGCGUUGAGGCGGCCGAGAAGGGCGGCCAGGGAAACCAGCCAGCGGCCAAGACAGCAGAGCAGGAGGUCGCCGACGGCGUCAAGCAGGUCUCGCUACAGUCCUCGUAGAGCUGGGUCUGCGUCUGGAGUGCUUUCCUCCUGUUGGGCUCCGCGAUCUUCAUUCUUCUUUUCUUCGGUUGGGAUUGGGUUAAGGGAUAGGCUGUUGCUCUCGUCUCGGGCGUUUUAGAUGGCGGUGGGUCAUCAGGCUGGGUGGUCGGGUUGGGUUCGGGGUGUGCGGACACGAUUGAUUGUAAAGGUGUUGAUGAGUGAAGAUCGGAUGGGGAUUUUAUGUCGCUUGUUCUUUUCCUUGGGGUUCGUUCUACAUUCGAAGAUGAUUAGACCCUAGCGUGAAGAUAAGACUCUAUCAAUGACAACAUGUACGCAAAAUGAAACGCACAGUCUACAAACGAAUACCCGUAUUCAUCUUAUUAGAA
Molecule: messenger RNA, 2516 nt
Organism: Aaosphaeria arxii CBS 175.79
Lineage: Eukaryota; Fungi; Ascomycota; Dothideomycetes; Pleosporales
Product: methionyl-tRNA synthetase
Exons: 2
Coding region: 211-2151 (646 amino acids)
Biological process (GO): methionyl-tRNA aminoacylation
Cellular component (GO): aminoacyl-tRNA synthetase multienzyme complex; cytosol
Molecular function (GO): ATP binding; methionine-tRNA ligase activity
Source: RefSeq, a predicted model, not a curated record